CCCUCGAUCCACUCAUACUCUAUUCAAAGUUAGCCACAGAACAGUCUACUUCAGUAUCAGCCAUAUUUGCUAUGGAUGUCUAUAGAGAGUCGAGUCACAGCGAAAUGGAUUACUUUGAUGAAAUGGAUCUUAAACAUGGUAAAGUGUUACCUUGCCAUGAAGAUCGCUUUGAUAGCGGGUUGGAAUCGUUAAAAGAGGAGGAAUAUAAUAACCUUGCGAAAGAGUUGGAGGACUUAAGAGUGGUCGCUAUAGAAACCAUGCCAAAGGAGUGCGGUUCUGAACCCUGGAAAAAAGUAGUGACCGAUGACGGAGACACGUUCCUCCACCUCGCCAUUAUUCAUGAAGCCACAGAAUAUGCGUUCCAGAUGAUCAAGCUGUCUCAAAACGAAUCAUUCCUGAAUGUACAGAACAACCAGAGACAGACUGCGCUCCACCUGGCUGUGGUGACUGAGCAGCCUCACCUGGUGGAGAGGCUGCUGAAGGCCGGCUGUGACCCCAGGCUAGCAGACAAUAGCGGGAACACAGCCCUUCACGUUGCCUGCAAGAAGGGUUCCCUUGCCUGCUUCAGCGUCCUCACCCAGAACUGCCACCAUCACCUCACCUCCAUCCUCACCGUGCCCAACUAUAGUGGACACAACUGUCUCCACCUGUCUGCCAUAAACGGCUACCUGUCAUUGGUGGAGAAUCUCGUUCAGUUGGGCUCAGACAUCAACGCACAGGAGCAGUGUAGCGGUCGCACAGCCCUCCACUUGGCCGUGGACCUCCAGAAUCCCUCCCUAGUCCACCGGCUUCUGGCCCUUGGGGCGGACGUCAACAGUCUGACAUACGGGGGCUUCGCACCAUACCACCUGACAUACGGCCGACAGAACACGGAGAUCCGCCACCAACUGUUCGAGAAGACAGCUCAGGACCUCCUGGAACUGCCCGAAAGCGAAUCAGAGGAGAGCGAGGAGGAGUUCAUGUCAGAUGAUGAGAUGUACGAUGACAUCAAGUUCGGGGAGAACUAAAGAUGUCGUCUGCACCAAUGUGGUGGUGUGUCGCUGCUGCUGGCUAGUCUGGCAUACGGUCAGGAACGGCCGGUCUAAGAAGGCAGGGGUGCCCAGCUCAGAGCCGGCCACGCCGCCCAGACUGAAGAGGCCAUUCCGAUUGGUCUGGAUAGACCGGUCACGUUCAAGAUGUUCCAAGGCACCAGGCGUCUGACCUCAGAAGAGAAUGCUACAGUGUUCAUGUACUGUAUAUAAUGGAAGAUAUUCUGUAACAUACUGUAAAUAGACAGACCAGAGAGAUAUUUUUUAUAUAUAUUGAAAUAUAUUAUUUGUGAAUAAAACAUCUUUUUAUU
Hypomesus transpacificus is the source of this 1339-nucleotide messenger RNA. It is a transcript of the gene nfkbiaa, whose product is annotated as nuclear factor of kappa light polypeptide gene enhancer in B-cells inhibitor, alpha a. Gene Ontology annotation, molecular function: protein binding. Bases 72 to 1007 code for a protein of 311 amino acids. The record is from RefSeq and is a predicted model, not a curated record. NCBI's taxonomy places the organism in Eukaryota, Metazoa, Chordata, Actinopteri, Osmeriformes, Osmeridae. The transcript is spliced from 6 exons.